UUUGGGCAUUCCAUUUCAUUUUGUGCAGAUUCUCACUAGAUUCUGCGUUUGUGCUGUGAAAGCGGUUGAUCUCUACUCUUAUGUUUCUGUUCUUUUUCAUUUGUCUUGUUCUUUUCUCAAACAAGACAAAAACAAAAACAAACAUUAACAAACAACAACAACAACAACAACAUAGGUUAACUUCUUUCAUCCAAUGCUGAUCACAACCAAGUGUCCCUUAGAUCUUGUUUGAUUUCACUCUUGCAUCUCUCACCAUUGCUCCGUGCCCACGUUGCUUUGGUAGUGGGGAGAUGAAUCAUGGAGUCCUCCGGUGAGCAUGAAAGGUUUUCGGUUAGAGAGGUUCAUGCCAAUGGAAGUCGCAUGGCCGCAUCAGAAGUUGAGGCUAAGCUUGAUGAAGGAAAUAUUCAAGAAGCGGAAUCUGCGUUGCGAGAAGGGUUGUCACUCAAUUUUGAGGAAGCAAGGGCUCUUCUUGGGAAGUUGGAGUAUCAGAGAGGUAAUGUAGAAGGUGCUCUUCGUGUCUUUGAUGGGAUCGAUCUCCAUGCUGCCAUCCAACGGUUGCAACCCUCGUUUUCUGAAAAAUCGCCUGUCAAAAAAGGUCGUACUCGCACAGAAUCACCUUCUUCAGUCUCUCAGCAUGCUGCUACUUUGGUGCUUGAAGCUAUCUACUUAAAAGCCAAGUCCCAACAAAAACUGGGGAAAUUUGCUGAAGCUGCUAAUGACUGUAAACGUAUUCUUGAUGCUGUUGAGAAGAUAUUUUAUCAGGGCAUACCUGAUUUUCAAGUGGAUGGUAAACUGCAAGAGAUAGUCAGCCAUGCAGUAGAGCUCCUUCCAGAGCUUUGGAAACAAGGAGGUUGCUAUGACGAGGCAAUCUCUGCUUAUCGGCGUGCCCUUCUUAGUCAAUGGAACCUUGAUAAUGAUUGCUGUUCAAGAAUUCAGAAAUCAUUUGUUGUUUUUCUGCUGUAUAGUGGUGUGGAGGCAAGUCCACCUAGUUUAGCAGUUCAGGUUGAUGGUUCUUAUGUGCCUAAAAAUAAUCUCGAAGAGGCCAUUUUGCUUUUAAUGAUUCUUAUAAGAAAGUUUGGUCAUGGUAAGAUAAAAUGGGAUCCUUCAAUCAUGGAGCACCUAACUUUUGCACUUUCCGUAUGUAGCCAAACUUCCGUUUUAGCAAUGCAAUUUGAAGACUUGAUGCCUGGAGUAUACCAUCGUAUCGAUCGUUGGAAUUCUUUAGCUUUAUGUCAUUGUGCUGCCGGACAAAAUGUCAGUGCUUUGAAUCUGCUAAGGAAGUCCUUGCACAAACACGAACGGCCAGAUGACCUUACAUCGUUAUUAUUAGCUGCUAAGAUCUGCAGUGAGAAUACCUGUCUUGCCGGUGAGGGAGUCGGCCAUGCGCAGAGGGCAAUCAAGAAUGCUCAUGGUCCAAAUGAACAUUUAAAGGGUGUUGCUCUUCGCAUGUUGGGACUUUGUCUUGGAAAGCAAGCUAAAGUUGCUUCCUCUGACUUCGAGAGGUCUCGGUUUCAGUCCAAAGCUCUGGAGUCAUUGGAGGAGGGAACUAGAUUGGAGAAAAAUAAUUCUGAUCUGAUUUUUGAGUUGGCGGUUCAGUACGCUGAACACCGUAAUCUGACCUCUGCUUUGCGGUCUGCGCGUCAUUUCUUCAACGAAACUGGCGGCUCAGUAGUGAAAGCUUGGAUAUUGCUUGCUCUGAUUUUGUCGGCACAACAAAGAUUUCCAGAAGCUGAAGUGGUGACAGAUGCUGCUUUAGAUCAGACUGUGAGAUGGGAGCAGGGGCCUCUGCUUAAGCUUAAAGCGAAGCUGAAGAUCUCCCAAUCAAAACCGAUGGAUGCUAUCGAAACCUAUCGCUACCUUCUUGCAUUGGUUCAAGCCCAGAGGAAAUCCUUUGGGUCUUUCCAAAUUAGUUCGAAGGUUGAAGAUGAUAAAGUUAAUGAAUUUGAUAUUUGGCAUGGUCUUGCAAAUUUAUAUGCUAGCCUUUCUCGUUGGAAGGAUGCUGAAAUCUGUUUGCAAAAGGCUAGAGAGUUGAAGGAGUACUCUGUAGAAAUUUUGCGUACUGAAGGUAUUUUGUUUGAAGGACACGGGCAAAAUCAAGAAGCUCUCAACGCUGCUAUUAAUGCUAUACUACUUGAACCAAACCAUGUUCCAAGCAAAAUCUUAAUGAGUGCUUUGAUUCAUAAAAUAGGCUCAAAAGCUUUGCCUGCUGCUGCGAGAAGCAUGCUGUCUGAUGCGCUUAGAAUAGAACCGACCAAUCCUAUGGCUUGGUAUUACUUGGGAUUAAUUCACAAGCACGAUGGCCGAAUGGGUGAUGCUGCGGACUGCUUCCAGGCAGCUUCCAUGCUGGAAGAAUUUGAUCCGAUCGAAAGUUUCAGCACCAUACUUUGAACAUUCGGAAUUUGGAAUGGUUGAUUCUGCAGCCUUCAGUGAGAUUUAUUAUACCAUUAUGAUUUUUGGUUAAUACAUCAUCUGGGUUCAAGGAGACACAAUAGAAACAGUUUUAGGAAUUGUUUUCCUAUUUUUGAAAAGAAAAAAAUUGUCAUCACAAACUAGGUUAAAAGAAAAAAUGAAACAUUAUUUAGGAAAUAAAGUUAGAAUGGAUGAGUUGUAAAGAACUUCGAUCGGCAGAGAUUUUAAUGUAGUUCAGUAGCUGCUCAACUUUGUAAAUUUAUGUCGCUUAAUUGAGCAGUAUCUAUGUUGCAAGAGUAUAGAUUCAUUUAUCUUCAAUCAUGUGCUUAGUUUUUUGGCUA
This is a messenger RNA of Medicago truncatula (barrel medic), 2750 nucleotides long. RefSeq names its product protein NPG1. The record is from RefSeq and is a predicted model, not a curated record. Lineage: Eukaryota; Viridiplantae; Streptophyta; Magnoliopsida; Fabales; Fabaceae. Gene Ontology annotation, molecular function: protein binding. The coding region runs from base 298 to 2388 and encodes 696 amino acids. The transcript is spliced from 6 exons.